Molecule: messenger RNA, 1062 nt
Organism: Camelina sativa (false flax)
Lineage: Eukaryota; Viridiplantae; Streptophyta; Magnoliopsida; Brassicales; Brassicaceae
Source: RefSeq, a predicted model, not a curated record
AUGAUGGUUACUGAUCUUCCACAUGAUUUAGAAUCAGAAAUACUGUCUAGGGUUCCAGCCACUUCUCUACAAAAAUUGCAAACUACUUGCAAACGUUGGUACGCUUUAUUUAGAGAUCCUAGAUUCGUAAAGAAGAACUUUGGUAAAGCAGCAGAGCAGGUGAUCUUAAAGGAUAACAGGGGUUAUUCAGCGGCAGUAAUGGAUACUCUAAUUCAUAGAGUCGAUCUCCAUGGAAUCCAAAACAGCUUUGAUCCAUCCAUUGAGGUUGCAGUUAAACUUAACAAGCUAAAAGAUUCAGAACAGUUCAAGCUAUCUUCCAUCUUACUUCACUGCGAGGGUUUAUUAUUGUGCACUGAAAAGGGCAGUAAACUCGUAGUUUGGAACCCUUGUACUGGUCAAACCAGGUGGAUCAAAUCCAAUGAUCGUAUUCGUAUGUUAUCCAAUUAUCUUUAUAUCUAUGAGUUCAACUCUGAUUCAUGGAGGUUUCUUGAUGACGUCUAUCCUAAUUCUUUCAUUCACUCUGAUGGCGUGACUCUGAAGGGAAAUGCUUACUGGUAUGCUUCAGAUGAAGAAGACCCCCUCGUUACAUUCAUACUAAAGUUUGAUUUUACUACUGAGAGAUUUGAACGUCUGCGUCUGCCGCCUCUAUCUUUUAAGAAUACUAGUUAUGUUAAUGUGGUUCUCUCAGUUGUUAGAGAAGGGAAACUUGCCUUGUUACAAAAGAGGGUUGAUGAUACAGAUUCGUUAAAGAUGGAUAUAUGGGUGACAAAAAGUAAGAUCGAUGAGGCCAAAGACUUGUCGUGGAGCAACUUCUUAUUAGUGGAUUUGGGUAAAGUUAUGUUACCAGAUGUGAUGGUUCCUCAUAUGAGUUUCUUGGUUGAUGAGAAGAAUAAAAUGGUUGUAUGUUGUGAAACAGGCUUAUUGAGUAAUCCCGUGAGGACCACGACAAAAUUAUACUUGGCUAUAGGGGGUAGACAAGUUCAUCAAGAGAUUGUACAAGAACCACAGGGUCGUUGUCCAUUUCUCCUCAGUUAUGUUCCUAGUUUGGUUCAAAUUCAUUGA